ACACAACACAGCCUCAGCCUGAUGUGAGAAGAAAAAAGAAGAAACGGAAAAAGAAAACCAAGGAUGUAGUGAAACAGCAGUCUGAUGAGACUCCACUUCGGGAAGAUGAAAUUGAUGCCGGAAUUAGAGAAGUCAAUGCGAUUCUAGGUGAAAUUGGUACAAUUGGACAAAAUACAACCGAAGCAGUACAUGUUGCCAUGGAAACAAAAGCAUUACUUGCCAUAGAGCGUAAACAGUUAAAUCCUGACAACGAAAUGAGAAGGAUUUUUGGUUCUCAGAUUAUCAAAUCAGAUGCAAGGAGAAAGUCACAUAGAAACAAACAUGUAAGAACUACAUGGCUAGCUACACCCAAAUCAACCUGGCCUCAUUUGAGUAAAUCAGGGAUGUCUAUGAACCAUAUAGAGAGAAAGGGAGGCUAUGAAUAUUUCACUUUUGAGCAUUCUAAAGAAUACCAGCGUGUGCAAUUUGAGUUUCUAGAAGCUGUUGAAUCGUUAAAUCCCAAUAACAUUGUGGUGAAACGUGCAUUAUACUGCUUUGAAUGUAGUUUUCAUACAUUGUUCAAUGUCACACAAGCCAACUGUCAAUUGGAUUACAGAAGACAAGAAAACAGAGGUUUAUUUUUGGCAAUUUUUAAACAUUUGAUGUUUGUUGGACAAAGAGGAUGUUAUCGAACGGCGCUGGAGUUCUGCAAACUUCUCUUAAGUUUGGAUUCAGACAACGAUCCACUAUGUGCCUCAUUAAUGAUAGAUUUCUACAGUCUGCGAUCACAACAAUAUAGCUAUCUAAUAAGAAUGUACAAUGAAUGGCAGGGACAUAAGAAUUUAUCUCAGCUGCCAAACUUUGCAUAUUCCAUCGCCUUGGCUCAUUUCCAUCAAAGUAAAGACGAUGACAGUGAUCUGGAAACAGCUGACCAUUAUUUACAGACAGCAUUGCUUAUGUUUCCUUCAGUCUUAAUACCAUUACUUGAUAAAUGUAGCAUUCAGCCGGACAAGCGUGUCACUGGUCAUGAUUUCUUUGUUAAAGCACAACUAAAUCAACAAGCUGGUCUUCAGCAGUUAGUUAACCUAUACAUUGGAAGGACCAGCUCAGUAUGGAAGGAACCUGAGGUGGUGCGAUGGUUAGAAUGUAAUGUAAAUCAGGUGCUGACAAGGGUAGAUAACAAAGAUCCACUAGUAGAAGAGUACAGAAAAAAAAGACAAAUGAGAUAUCAUGGUACACCUGUGAAUAUUUUACGUCAUAUAUUACUAUCAGAGAUCAAAGAAGCCACUGUGUCAUUGCCACCUGAUUUAUCUCAUGCACCCAUGAUGACCUAUGACCCACUUCCACCAGAGGAUAAUAUUGUAUCCUAUACCAGGCCACCGAGAGGGCGUCAGGGCCCAGCUUCUAAUCAAGAUAAUAGUGCAUUGGCAGCAUUUUUUCGGUCCCUACUGCCAUCCUAUGGCUUACAGGGAGAGAGACAAGAUGGGCAACAACCAGCAGUACGACCAGAUGAUAUACUUGCUAGAGGUAUAGAAGGUUUAGGGGCUGUUGGUGGCAAUGAUGUGCAGACAGGUGCUGACUUAGGUCGAAGUAUUGAAACAUUGAUGGAGGCUAUGAGGAAUCUUUUAACAACCAUACAGCCUCAAGCAAAUGAUGAUGAGGAUGAAGUGGAGAGUGACUGA
Molecule: messenger RNA, 1661 nt
Organism: Saccoglossus kowalevskii
Lineage: Eukaryota; Metazoa; Hemichordata; Enteropneusta; Harrimaniidae
Product: ribosome quality control complex subunit TCF25-like
Cellular component (GO): RQC complex
Source: RefSeq, a predicted model, not a curated record